CUCUGAUGAUGAUUCUCUUUCUCCUUUCUAUGACCGGGCCUUUGAGAGCGGAGGGAAACGAAACGAAAGAGAGAAGAAUCUCGAAGGGAGAGCUCCGCUCUCUGUCUUCAUCUCAUUAAAUUAUAUAGAUCAAUUUCAAUCGAUUUCAGCGAUUAAUAAUGGAACAGUUCGUGAAUUUCAUCAUUCGGCCUCCGAGAGCUGAUUAUAGUGUGAAAAAUGAUUUGUUGGAUCAAGAGUUUAUGUUAAAGGGACGGUGGUACGAGAGAAAAGACUUGGAGAUCAGAAAUAGUCAAGGGAAUGUCCUGCAAUGUAGCCAUUAUGUGCCUGCAGAGGUUCCAGAAGGGACAACCCUUCCUUGCGUUAUAUAUUGUCAUGGAAACAGUGGGUGCAGGGCUGAUGCUAGCGAGGCUGCUAUUAUUUUGCUUCCAUCAAACAUCACCGUGUUCACCCUUGACUUUUCAGGGUCUGGACUCUCUGAAGGACAACAUGUCACUUUAGGAUGGAAUGAAAAAGAUGAUCUUAGAGAUGUAGUCAAUUACUUGCGGACAGAGGGAAAUGUAUCCUGCAUUGGUCUGUGGGGGCGUUCCAUGGGAGCUGUCACCAGUUUGAUGUAUGGAGCUGAAGAUCCCUCCAUUGCUGGAAUGGUUCUUGAUAGCCCAUUCUCUAAUUUAGUCGAUUUGAUGAUGGAACUCGUGGAUACCUACAAAUACCCCUUACCAAAAUUCACUGUGAAGCUUGCAAUUCAACACAUGCGAAAGGUUAUUAGGAAGAAGGCUAACUUUGACAUUAUGGAUUUGGAUACAAUUAAGGUGGCGAAGUGUUCUUUUGUUCCAGUUUUACUUGGACACGCAACUGGUGAUGACUUUAUUCGUCCACACCAUUCAGACCGCAUAUAUGAAUCUUAUGUUGGGGACAAAAACAUUAUCAAAUUUGAAGGAGAUCAUAAUUCCCCUCGUCCACAGUUCUACUUUGAUUCAAUCACAAUCUUCUUCCAUAAUGUACUCAGCCCUCCAUCUGCUGAACAGUAUGUCCAUACUGUGGAUGACUUCUUUGGCAAGGAUAGCUGGAAUGGUGUUCAUGAAAAAGAAUAUGGACAUCAUAGUCUUAUUGGACCACCUCCAGAACUUGCUUCAGGAAGCACGGAAGAUGCCAUCACUCAACUACGCUCUAGAAGACGUAUGAGUCAAAUGGAGGUUCCUUCUGAUGUUUCCUCCCUAGAGAAACAAGAUGGCACUGAGGGAAAUGGAACAGAUGGUCCAUCUUCUUCUAGGAUUUUCAACUCUGACCUUCCAAAUGUUUAUUCGCAUAGACCAGAUGAUGAUGAAUAUGAGGAGUAUUGUUUUGAUGAUUUCUCAGAUAUACCUUCCAGGAUGGAAGAUGAAGAAAGGAUGAUUAUGGAAGCCAUUAUAGAAUCCUUGAAAGACAUGGAGCUGAGACAUCCUGAAGAAAACAUGCAGUCCAAUGUAGAUACAACUCCAAAUGAUCCAUCAUCAAAUUGUAUGCAAACUUCAAUAAGAGAAUUUAAUGGAACAAGUGAUACCAUCUCAACAAACUCCAACAUGGAAUCAACCGGGGUUCCAGUACCCAUCACGAUCAAACCUUGUGAUACUGACAAGUCAUCAGACAUGAAAGGUUCUUCAAAUAGCAGAAGCUUUUCUGGUUGUGCUCGGAGCUCAGAAUAUGGAAGCGGAUCAUUGCAGCAGGAUGCAGAUAGAAGUGAUGAGACACCAGCCAAAUUGAUCACACAAAAGAGCCCAUCAAGCCAUGCCAUCGAAGGUUUGGCACACCGUUGGCGUCUAAACUUCUUCAAAAGCAACAGAUGAGCUGAGGCAGGUUGUGUAUAACUGUAUUGGUAUAUGUAUUAAUCAAAAACUUAGUUCUCUACUUUAGUGUGCUCUACUUGCGUGAUUUGAGUGAUUUGAGUAUAUACUGUAAUUUAUUUACCCCUUCGUCUCCACUAUCGCCAUUGUUUUGCAUAUAUGUUGUUCAUCGUUGUGAAAAGAAAGAAUGCAAGUCAUCUUGGUAAUUUUUU
This is a messenger RNA of Asparagus officinalis (garden asparagus), 2032 nucleotides long. RefSeq lists its product as uncharacterized. The transcript has 14 exons. Bases 159 to 1823 code for a protein of 554 amino acids. Lineage: Eukaryota; Viridiplantae; Streptophyta; Magnoliopsida; Asparagales; Asparagaceae. The record is from RefSeq and is a predicted model, not a curated record.